AUGGCCCCAUACCAACAUGACGUCUUGGACCCUCUCGUUGCUGUGGCCGAGAGAGCCCGCGACGCUGUUACCGCACUGGCACCAUGGCUUCAUUCACGAGCCGGUAUCAUUUUGAGACAAUUUCCGCAGUUGCGAGCCUCUGUCGACAUGCUGUACUCAUUGCUACUCGUCGUAGCCUCCCUUACUUCUCCGGCUGAUGGCAUUCAUGUCGUGCCUGGGGUCGAGAGUACGAGCCCCAUUUUCGAUGCCUUUAUGAGCUUUUCCAUCGAGUUUGUCUUCUGGCCCGACUUUGCUGGUAAUAAAUCUCACCCAAAUCGGUUCUCCGAUAAUCUGCUUGAAAACCUGGGCCAGCUCCAGGGCGUACGACCCUAUGUUCGCGUUGGCGGCAACACGCAAGACUAUGCUUUGUACGAUGAGUCUCUCCCUUAUGCCGUCAACGGCACCUAUGACCUGAAGAGGUCGAAGGAUUACCCCACGACCAUUGAUAUUGGCCCAUCCUUCUUCGAAUCCUAUAGCACGUUCAACAACACCAAGUUCACGCAUGGCUUCAACCUCGGCAUCGGCGGAAUCAAACCUGAAGGCCGUGCUGCUUUGCUGGCUACCGUGCCUCUAGCCUGCAAGGCCAUUGGCAAAGCCAACCUGGACCUGUGGGAGUACGGCAAUGAGCCUGACCUAUUCUCCAUCUCUGCUCAGGGUCCAGUGCGGCCUCUGACCUGGAACGCCAAAGAAUACAUCAAGGAGUGGUUGAACGGUACCAGGGAAAUCAGGGACGCUCUGGACAAGUCAUGCCGUGACAUGCUAGAGGAUGAUCUCUAUCGCUACGUCGCCCCAUCAAACGGCGGUGUCUACAACCCUCUCCAGGCCGGUGAACAGUGGUCCGAGGGUCUCAACCGCGAUGGUAACGUCAAGCUCUUCUCGACGCACAACUACAUCAGUGGAGCCGAAAGUCCCGGCGUCACUCUCCAAGACACGUUGAUGAACCAUCAUAAGACAGCGCAGUCCAUCGAUGCCCAUGUGAGGACAUAUCGCGACUUGACGGCCCACCACGAUGACGUCCCGCCUCAUAUCCUAGGGGAGCACAACUCACUCUACCAUCAGGGCAAACCGGGCCUGUCCAACUCUUUCGGAGCAGCCCUCUGGGGCAUCGAUUUCAACCUAUACGCGGCCUCUGUCGGCAUCAAACGUGUGCACAUGCACAUGGGCACCGACUACCGUUACGGCAGCUGGCAGCCCAUCACCACAUCCACGACGGUAGCCGGCACCAAGCCCCCCUACUACGGCAACGUCGCCGUGGCCGCCAUGCUCUCGCCCGGUCACGCUGUGCCGCCACCCCGCAUCUCCAUUGCCCACAUCUCGCUUCCCACCCCACGCGCCGCCGCCUAUGCCGCGUACCACAACUCAACACUAGCCCGCCUCCUCGUCCUCAACCUUGAGGCUCACAACUCAACCGUCAACGGCACCGGCGAGAUUUCCGACCCCAUGGCCCGGGCCCGCCCCUUGUUUCGCUAUGCCUUUGCCGUGCCGGGGUUGGACGGGUCGGCACGGGUGCAGAGACUUUUUGCAAACGGCAGUGACGCCAUCUCCGGUAUCACGUGGGACGGCUGGAGCUAUAAUCAGGAGCUGGCAGAGGGGAGGCCCGUGAGGCUGCGCAAUGUCACGGUCGGAGAGAGGGUCGAGGUACGGGAGGGUGUGGUGGAGGUGGAGGUGCUGGCAAGUCAGGCUGUCCUCGUGAGUUUCGGAGAGGCCGGGGAAGAAUGA
Verticillium nonalfalfae is the source of this 1758-nucleotide messenger RNA. RefSeq lists its product as uncharacterized. The record is from RefSeq and is a predicted model, not a curated record. Bases 1 to 1758 code for a protein of 585 amino acids. The transcript has 2 exons. Lineage: Eukaryota; Fungi; Ascomycota; Sordariomycetes; Glomerellales; Plectosphaerellaceae.